AUGGCCCUGUAUUUUGACCACCAAAUAGAAGCCCCGGAUACAGCUGGGUCACCAUCACACAUCAGCUGGCACCCUGUCCAUCCAUUCCUGGCGGUCGCCUAUGUCAGCCCAACCUCAGGAGGCAGUGUGGAUGUAUACCUGGAACAAGGUGAGCAUUUGCCCGAUUCACACAUUGAGAGGCCAUUUCGGGUCACUUCCCUGUGCUGGCACCCGACACGACUGGUCUUGGCUGUUGGCUGGGAGACUGGAGAAGUGAUAGUGUUCAACAACCAGGACAAGGAGCAGCACGUGGUGCCCCCAACACACACUGCUGACAUCUCUGUUCUUGACUGGAGCCCCCGCGGGAACUGCCUCUUGUCUGGGGACAGGCUUGGUGUCCUGCUCUUGUGGAAGUUGGACCAAAGGGGUCGAGUACAAGGGACACCCCUGCUAAAACACGAGUAUGGGAAACCCCUCACACACUGCAUCUUCCGGCAACCCCCUCCUGGCGAGGAUCUGGUUCAGUUGGCGAAGGCGGCUGUGAGUGGUGACGAGAAAGCCCUGGAUAUGUUUAACUGGAAGAAAAGCAGCUUUGGAAGUUUCUUGAAGAUUGGGUCUCAGGAGGGGCAGUUGUUCUUUGUCAGUCUGAUGGAUGGGACAGUGCACUAUGUGGACGAGAAGGGUAAGACCACGCAGGUGGCCUCCACAGACAGCUCCAUCCAGGCGCUAUUCUACAUGGAGCAAAGACAGGUGCUGGUGGUGGUUACGGAGAAUCUCCUGUUGUCCCUGUACACAGUGACUCCCGAGGGCAAAACCGAAGAAGUGAUGAAGGUCAAGUUGAGUGGGAGAACAGGUCACUGGGCAGACAUUGCUUUGAUUGAAGGCAGCCUUCUGGUGAUGGCCACAGGGGAAACUACCCUUAGAUUCUGGGAUUUAGAACGAGGAGAGAAUUACAUACUGAGUCCAGACGAGAAGUUUGGGUUUGAAAGAGGAGAGAAUGUAAACUGUGUUUGUUACUGUAAAGUCAAAGGUCUUCUGGCAGCUGGCACCGAUAGAGGGCGAGUAGCCAUGUGGAGAAAAGUACCAAGCUCUCCGUGCAGCCCAGGGGCGGAGGGCAGGGACAGGUGGACCCUUCAAACCCCCACCGAGCUUGAAGGAAACAUCAAGCAGAUAAAGUGGGGCUCCAGGAAGAACCUACUGGCAGUGAACAACGUCAGCUCUGUGGCUAUCCUCAGCGAGCGGGCCAUGUCAUCACACUUCUACCAGCAAGUGGCUGCUGUGCAAGUGUCCCCAAGCUUGCUGCAUGUGUGCUUCCUAUCCACAGGGGUAGCACAUAGCUUGCGCACGGACAUACACAUCAGUGGUGUGUUCGCCACCAAGGAUGCAGUCGCUGUCUGGAAUGGAACACAGGUGGUGAUCUUUGAGUCUUCUGGGUCCACGAUGCAGAGUGCAGGGACCUUCCUGUGCGAGUCUCCAGUGCUAGCAAUGCACGAAGAAAGUGUUUAUACGGUGGAGCCGAACCGAGUUCAAGUUCGAACCAGGCAGGGGACUGUCAAGCAACUCUUGCUAUUCUCUGAGACUGAGGGGAACCCAUGCUUCUUGGACAUCUGUGGAAAUUUCCUGGUUGUAGGGACAGACUUAGCUCACUUUAAAAGCUUUGAUCUUUCCCGAAGAGAGGCCAAAGUGCACUGCGACUGCAAGAACCUGGCUGAGCUGGUCCCCAGUGUGGGGGCCAUCACGUCCCUCAGAUGCAGCGCCAGCGGGAACAAGAUCAGCAUCCUUCUCAGUAAGGCUGACAACAGCCCUGAUUCCAGAAUCUGCUUCUACGAUGUUGAAAUGGACACUGUGACCAUCUUCGACUUUAAGACUGGACAGAUUGAUUGGACAGAGAUGCUGCCCUUUAAUGGGCAAGAGACUAAUAAGACCCCCCUCUUUGCAGAUGAGAGACUGACAAACUAUGUUCCCGUGAGCCAUUUCUGGGAUCAGGGUGAGCCCAGGCUUUUUGUGUGUGCGGCUGUGCAGGAAGUGCUGGGCGCCCAGCCGCAGGCCGCAGACCAACAGUCCCUCGCAGACCGGAGCACCAGCCCCACGGCCGAUGUUUUGAUCUUGUCAUUCUUCAUUUCGGAAGAGCAUGGCUUCUUGCUUCACGACAGCUUUCCCCAGCCUCCUGCCUACCAGGCUCUUCUGGGAAUGGAAGUACCCCAUUAUUACUUCACAAAAAAGCCUGAAGAAGCAGAUAGAGAAGACAAGGAGGAUUCUGGGUAUCAUCAUACCCCCCAGAUGGUCGCCUGGAGACCCCUGCGAGACUUCGUCGGGCUAGAGGACUGUGACAAACCCACUCGGGAUGCCAUGCUCAACUUCAGCUUCUUUAUCACCGUUGGAGACAUGGACGAAGCCUUCAAAUCUAUCAAACUCAUCAAAAGUGAGGCUGUCUGGGAGAACAUGGCACGCAUGUGCGUGAAGACCCGGCGACUGGACGUGGCCAAGGUGUGCCUGGGGAACAUGGGCCAUGCCCGUGGGGCCCGAGCACUGCGUGAGGCAGAGAAGGAGCCAGAACUGGAGGCCAGAGUGGCUAUGCUGGCCAUACAGCUGGGCAUGCUGGAGGACGCUGAGCAACUGUACACAAAGUGCAAGCGCUAUGACCUUCUGAACAAGUUCUACCAGGCCUCAGGCCAGUGGCAGAAAGCCCUGGAGGCGGCCGAGUUCCAUGACCGUGUGCACCUGCGCACCACCUACCACAGCUAUGCCAGGCACCUGGAGGCUAACGCUGACUGCAACCUGGCCCUCAAUUACUACGAGAAGUCAGACACCCACCGCUUCGAGGUGCCCAGGAUGCUCUCCGAGGACCUGCAGUCCCUGGAGUGCUACAUCACUAACAUGAAGGACAGGACCCUGUGGCGAUGGUGGGCCCAGUACCUAGAGAGUCAGAGCAAGAUGGAUGCCGCGCUGAGCUACUAUGAGCUGGCCCAGGACCACUUCUCCUUGGUUCGCAUUUACUGCUUCCAGGGCAACAUUCAAAAGGCUGCUGAAAUAGCCAACGAGACCGGGAACUUGGCGGCAUCAUACCACCUCGCCCGCCAGUACGAGAGCCAGGAGGAGGUGAGGCAGGCAGUACACUUCUACACGCGGGCACAGGCCUUCAAGAAUGCCAUCCGCCUGUGCAAGGAGAACGGCCUGGAUGAUCAACUCAUGAACUUGGCCCUGCUGAGCUCCCCAGAGGACAUGAUCGAGGCAGCCCGAUACUAUGAGGAGAAGGGUGAACAGAUGGACAGGGCAGUCAUGCUGUACCACAAGGCCGGCCACUUCUCCAAGGCCCUGGAGCUGGCUUUUACCACCCAGCAGUUUGUGGCCCUACAACUCAUAGCAGAGGACCUGGAUGAGAAGUCGGACCCUGCCCUCCUGGCCCGCUGCUCUGAUUUCUUCAUCGAGCACAGUCAGUACGAAAAGGCAGUAGAGCUGUUGCUGGUCGCCAAGAAGUAUCACGGAGCCCUGCAGCUGUGCCUGGAACAGAAUAUGACCAUCACCGAGGAGAUGGCCGAGAAGAUGACUGUGCCCAAGGACUGCAAGGACCUAUCUGAGGAGUCCCGGCGGGAGCUGUUAGAGCAGAUCGCAAACUGCUGCAUGCGCCAGGGCAGCUACCACCUCGCAACAAAGAAGUACACGCAGGCCGGGAACAAGGUGAAGGCCAUGAGGGCACUGCUUAAGUCCGGAGACACGGAGAAAAUCGUGUUCUUCGCGGGCGUCUCCAGGCAGAAGGAAAUCUACAUCAUGGCUGCCAACUACUUGCAGUCCCUGGACUGGCGGAAGGAGCCGGAAGUCAUGAAGAACAUCAUCAGCUUUUACACCAAAGGGCGGGCCCUGGACCUCCUGGCUGGCUUCUAUGAUGCUUGUGCCCAGGUGGAGAUUGAUGAAUACCAGAACUAUGACAAAGCCCAUGGGGCACUGACUGAGGCUUACAAGUGCCUGUCCAAGGCCAAGGCCAAGAGUCCCUUGGACCAGGAGACCAAGCUGGCACAGCUGCAGAGCAAGAUGACGCUGGUGAAGAGGUUCAUUCAGGCCCGCAGAAUAUACAAGGAGGACCCCAAGGAGUCCAUCAAGCAGUGUGAGCUGCUCCUGGAGGAGCCAGACCUAGACAGCACUGUCCGUGUUGGGGACGUCUACGGCUUCCUGGUAGAGCAUUGCCUACAGAUGGAGGACUUCCAGACGGCCUACAGGCACCUGGAGGAGAUGCGCCGGCGGCUUCCCUCCGUCAACCUGUCCUACUACGUGAGCCAGCAGGCUGUGGAGGCCGUGCACCAGGGCCUAGGCCUCCCCCUGAUGCGUGCCACACCUGAGCGGCUCCGCCACAACAGCUUGGAGGACCACAAGGAGGUGGAUGAGGAGGUGGUGGAAGAGGUGGACAAGGAUCCAUGAUGGGUGCAGCCCGGGCUGACUGGGUGGCACACUGCUGCUGGGAAGUGUCUUCUGGAGGUUUCUAGUCAUCGGUGGCAGCAAAGGCAGCUUUUUUGUUUAUGUCAGAAUCCGUAAGCAGAGCUGUGCUGGGUCUGGUGAGUAGCUGCCUGCACUGCCGCCUCCCGCCGGAGAAGAGAACAGAACAGUGUGCUCGGCAGCUCCCUGUGAGCUUCUGGAUGGGUGCCCUUAAAGGGACUUGAUCCAUCUUUCCCAUGAAUUCCUCCCAGCUGCACACCGUGAAGCCUCACGAGCCGAGGCUGUAUCUGGAGGGCUGGUGAUCCCUGUUCCUUGGUUCACCACAUAUCCCACGGUUACCUGGCAGUUCCCAGCAGGGCCCGGUGCUCCCAAGCAACAGGCGCUCCCAAGCAACAGGCGUCGCCUUGGCCAGUUAUCCAGGGCCCUGAGCCCUGAGGGCUCUGCCCUCUCACCAGAGUGGGGAGGGGGACUUUAGACUCUGCUCACCAGCCAUUCCUGUGACUUCAAUAAAAUUUAUUUUCUUAGG
Molecule: messenger RNA, 4933 nt
Organism: Carlito syrichta (Philippine tarsier)
Lineage: Eukaryota; Metazoa; Chordata; Mammalia; Primates; Tarsiidae
Gene: IFT140
Product: intraflagellar transport 140
Exons: 29
Coding region: 1-4392 (1463 amino acids)
Biological process (GO): intraciliary retrograde transport
Cellular component (GO): intraciliary transport particle A; ciliary basal body; axoneme
Molecular function (GO): protein binding
Source: RefSeq, a predicted model, not a curated record